AUGAAAAUUUCCAAACAAUGGAGACAAGUAUCGUUUCAAAUUCCGCUCUCGUUAACAUUCCUAUCCACUCACUUCAAACAAGUUUCUGAACCAACCAAACUUUUAGCUAAUUGUGAAUGUUUGAAGAAUUUGACUUGUUUGAAUUUGUACCUCACGAGAAUUGACAAUGACGGUGUCAAAUAUAUUGCUGCGAGCAAAUAUUUGAAGAAUUUGACUUCUUUGAAUAUGAAACACAAUCAAAUUGGCAGUGAAGGAGUCAAAUAUAUUUCUAUGAGCGAAGGUUUAAAGAAUUUGACUUCUUUGGAUCUUGAUUACAAUCAACUCGGUAAUGAAGGAGUCCAAUAUAUUUCUAUGAGUGAUUGCUUGAUAAAUUUGACUUGCUUAAAUCUGAAACACAAUCAAAUUGGCAGUGAAGGAGUCAAAUAUAUUUCUAUGAGCGAAGGUUUAAAGAAUUUGACUUCUUUGGAUCUGAAUAACAAUCAAAUUGGCAAUGAAGGAGCCCAAUAUAUUUCUACAAGUGAUUGUUUGAUAAAUUUGACUUGCUUAAAUCUGAAACACAAUCAAAUUGGCAGUGAAGGAGUCAAAUAUAUUUCUAUGAGCGAAGGUUUAAAGAAUUUGACUUCUUUGGAUCUUGAUUACAAUCAACUCGGUAAUGAAGGAGUCCAAUAUAUUUCUAUGAGUGAUUGCUUGAAGAAUUUGACUUCUUUGAAUAUGAAACACAAUCAAAUUGGCAGUGAAGGAGUCAAAUAUAUUUCUGUGAGCGAAGGUUUGAAGAAUUUGACUUCUUUGGAUCUUGAUUCCAAUCAAAUUGGAAGAGAAGGAAUGAAAUAUAUUGCUGCGAGCAAAUAUUUGACGAAUUUGACUUCUUUGAGUUUGAAUAGAAACCGAAUUGGCAAUGAAGGUGUCAAACAUGUUUCUACAAGUGAUUGUUUGCAGAAUUUGACUUCUUUGAGUUUGAAUAGAAACCGAAUUGGCAAUGAAGGAGCCCAAUAUAUUUCUACAAGUGAUUGUUUGAAAAAUUUGACUUCUUUGAGUCUGAGACGCAACCGAAUUGACCAUGAAGGAGUCAAAUAUAUUUCUACAAGCGAAUGUUUAAAGAAUUUGACUUCUUUGGAUCUUGAUGAUGAUGUAUAG
Messenger RNA from Naegleria lovaniensis, 1134 nucleotides. RefSeq lists its product as uncharacterized. Gene Ontology annotation, molecular function: GTPase activator activity; small GTPase binding. The transcript has a single exon. The record is from RefSeq and is a predicted model, not a curated record. Gene Ontology annotation, biological process: activation of GTPase activity; nucleocytoplasmic transport. Gene Ontology annotation, cellular component: cytosol; nucleus; perinuclear region of cytoplasm. NCBI's taxonomy places the organism in Eukaryota, Heterolobosea, Eutetramitea, Acrasida, Naegleriidae. Bases 1 to 1134 code for a protein of 377 amino acids.